AAACACUGUGAGAAGUGCGUGAAGUGGGUCGGGACUUGACACGAAAUCUGAGAUUUCACUUGAAUUGCAAUCCAGUUUCGAGGAUGUAAAGCUACAGGUUGCGGAAAAGGACUUUUAUUCACCAUGUUUUAGUAAACAGCUUGUAAAAUUGAUGAAAAUAAUCCAGGAAGCGUACAGGAUCUGCACACCCCACCGCUGGCACCGUCGGUAACUUGGGACAGGCAGGGCUCUGCUGCUAGCUGCUACACCAGCUAAGAUAAGAUUGUGUCACCUUCCUUCCUGAUGCUGUGGGGCUUGUGAGGACACGCAUCUUCCUCAACUACAGCUGAAUUGCUGUAAAGAUUGUCUCUGCUGAGGCUUCGUGAUUGAGUGUCAACUACAUAUAAAAAUAUUCUCAGAAAGUGCAUUGAGAGAGAGAGAAGUCAAGAUGUCUAUCACUAACACGCCUACCAGCAAUGAUGCCUGCCUGAGCAUUGUGCACAGCCUGAUGUGUCACAGACAGGGUGGUGAGAGCGAGACGUUUGCCAAGCGGGCUAUUGAGAGUCUGGUGAAGAAACUGAAGGAGAAAAAAGACGAGCUCGACUCCCUCAUCACUGCUAUCACCACCAACGGGGCCCAUCCCAGCAAGUGUGUGACCAUUCAGAGGACUCUCGAUGGACGACUACAGGUGGCGGGACGUAAAGGGUUCCCUCAUGUAAUCUACGCACGGCUGUGGCGGUGGCCUGACCUGCAUAAGAAUGAACUGAAGCACGUCAAAUACUGCCAGUUUGCCUUUGACCUUAAGUGUGACAAUGUGUGUGUCAACCCCUAUCACUAUGAGCGAGUGGUGUCUCCUGGCAUAGACUUAUCAGGACUGACACUGACCAGUUCUGGCCCCAGCUCUGCUCUAAUGGUGAAGGAUGAGUAUGAUUUUGAUGGUCCCCAAAGUCUGCCCUCAAUCGAUGGAGGGCACUCCAUCCAGACAAUCCAGCACCCCCCCUCCACCAGCCGCCCGGCCCCCUCUGAGCCGUUUGCCACUCCAAACCUUCUCCCACCUGCUGAGGCCUCCACCUCCGCCUCUACGUCAUCUUUUCCUGCCAUUGCUGCUGGAUCAGGCAGUGCCAGCGCCACCUGGUCCAGGAACAGCAGCUUCACACCGAACAUACCCCACCACACCAACGGCCAUCUACAGCACCACCCCCCUAUGCCUCAUCCAACACACUACUGGCCGGUGCAUAAUGAGCUCGCCUUCCAGCCUCCUAUAUCCAACCAUCCAGCUCCUGACUACUGGUGCUCAAUUGCUUAUUUUGAGAUGGACGUUCAGGUUGGGGAGACAUUUAAGGUCCCCUCUUCAUGCCCCAUUGUGACAGUGGAUGGCUAUGUGGACCCCUCAGGAGGAGACCGCUUCUGUUUGGGUCAGCUCAGCAAUGUUCAUCGCACUGAGGCCAUUGAAAGAGCAAGGCUUCACAUUGGCAAAGGGGUUCAGCUGGAGUGUAAGGGGGAGGGGGAUGUGUGGGUGCGAUGCCUCAGUGACCACGCAGUGUUUGUUCAGAGUUACUACCUGGACCGAGAGGCAGGCAGAGCCCCUGGAGACGCUGUUCACAAAAUAUACCCCAGCGCUUACAUAAAGGUGUUUGACCUCCGUCAGUGCCACAGACAGAUGCAGCAACAGGCGGCCACGGCUCAGGCAGCCGCUGCAGCUCAGGCAGCUGCUGUGGCUGGAAACAUACCUGGACCUGGAUCAGUUGGAGGAAUAGCUCCAGCUAUUAGUCUCUCGGCAGCAGCCGGUAUUGGGGUAGAUGACCUACGGAGGCUGUGUAUUCUCAGAAUGAGUUUUGUAAAGGGCUGGGGUCCCGACUACCCCCGACAGAGCAUCAAGGAGACCCCCUGCUGGAUUGAGAUUCACCUGCACAGAGCCCUCCAGUUACUGGACGAGGUUCUGCACACUAUGCCUAUAGCAGACCCCCAACCUCUGGACUGAGAUCUCCCCCACCGCAGCAUCACACUGCAGCGUACAGCGGCUACGGAAGUCUUCCUCAGUGAACCGUGUGUGUGUGUGUGUGUGUGUGUGGAAAAUCCAGUAAAACAGCUGUGACACUGUAGCUCUCCCACAACGUUCAGGUGUUUUUGAGGUACCUUUGUGCACUGUGGCCCCUACUUUUGCUUUUUUUCAGCAUUAGUGACACUAUAAUUAGCUAAAGCCAUAUAUUAAAUGAAGAUAUGUUGCUCUUUAUUUUUGAUAUAUGGCUUUGAUUUGUUAUAACUGGAAAGAUGAGUAGACUAGACAGUAACUAAGCACCACAUCAUGAUGAUAUAUGACCUGCAGAUCCCAUGAAACUGGAAUGUACAGCGACUACUCGGUCCACAACUACUGACAGACAUCAGAUUCACUGAACAAUGGAGGAACACUUGAGGGCUGUACAGCUGCGGGAUGAGCGUCUGAGCACCAGUAGAGUACUGCUGGUUUUCUUUUCUCAGCUCCCAUUCGCAGAGACUGCUUUACCCCUGGCAUGAAAUGCAAGUGUAGUCCACUAUCGGCCAUCCACCAAUAUCACACAGAAUUAAAGGACACGCGCCAUGCCUAAAGCCAACUCUCACUAUCUGAACUGAAACAAGGUCAAGUCUAGGGGCUUCUCUCGGUCGGUAUUGUCAAAGUAAAGGUUUAGACCUUACAAACUAGUGAUGGGUUUGAUGGGUGUAUAAUGACAAAUCUUUUUUUAUUUCCUCUUCUCAAUUCAACAAGAUCCCCACUUUCACAAGACAAUAUUGUCCUGAAUUACAAAGUAAAUCUGUUUUACGGACUAUCUGUGAAAAUAUUAUUUCGUCACUCGCUCAAAUAUUGUGAUAACAGGAUCCUCAAAGAUCAUUCGUCGUUGGUAAUUUUCCACACUGGUCUCCUCUCACCUGUUUCAGUUUUGGUUAGUGUUUUGUAAAGUGCCCUGUUAUGCUGCCCAAAGGAUGAAUCUCAUGCAUCCUCUUUUCUCACUUUCACUCUGAGAGCAGAACAGCUAGUUUGCUUUUGUUCAGUAAAAUUGAAGUACAUGGGGCUACAGGCAGAGAGAGAGAGAGAGAGAGAGUCCAGUGGACUUAACCACAGGUCACAUUAAUUAGGAAAUGUAAUUAAAUUUUAGUGAUUACGUUUCGGUUUCUUUUCAAUUGUAUCACUCUUUAUCUCCAAGCGUACCCGACAGACUCUCCACUCAGUUGAGAAAUAUUGUACUGAAGUAUCUUAACACUUGCAGCCCGCCUAUAUACUACUUGAUCCAGAUCUGUUGUGUAUAGUUUACUGACAAGUACAAAAAAGACAAAAGACAGUUUCACAGCAAUAUCGAUAUAUUUUUGUUACUUUAUUAAUUGAUUUGUAUUAUAAUUUUAGCACUUUAAUUAUUUCAAGUUUUUAAUUCAAUAACCCUAAUUGAGUUGGUUGUCCUGCAAUGUUGAAAAGGGAGUGAAUAGACUGGUUUAUAUUUUAUGUAGAAGACGCAUCUUUGUGUACGUUAGUAUUAAAAACAUGUAACACUAAGUCACAUUUUUAAAGACUGUUUUUGCCCUUUCACUCUUCUACACACAUUGGUAGUUUGGCUGCUUGGCUGUUCUCAGUUGUAUUUACAAUUUUUUAUUUGCAGUUUUCUUUCAUUUUUAAUCUGUAAAUAUAUUUGUUUUUGAAAAGCAUGUCAAUGUUUGCAUGAAUUUUAAUGGCAAACUAUCCUUUUUAUAUCUAACCCUUUUUUUCAAAUGGAGUACUUCACUUUAAACAGGGAAACUGGACUAUCUGCAGAGUGUAGAAACCAGUGCUGCAUACUGGAGUGCUGCGCCGCUGGUUAAUGAGAAAAGCAUUUAAGGCAGACAAAGGGAACAGAAGAAUUCAUAACUGACGGAAACUAUCCAAUUUGAGAACUCAAAGUGCUCCUUAAGAAGGCAAAUCUGAAGCAUAAUUAUUGUAAAUACAAUAACUCUAUGAAUUUCUAUGUAAUGUCUCUAAAAUUAGUAGACAAAUUACACUUUCUCUCACAGGUGUAGAAAUAAGUGAAGGUAAAUUGACACGCAAAUGAAAUGAUUUAAAGUCCAGUCUCAUUUUUCCACAGCAAACCGCCAGUAAAUUCUGUCUGAUCAUAUGUGUAUGACAAGACAUUUAUAAUAAUAUUGAUGUCCUGGUGGGUUACAGAUAACACGAAAAGACACAUUUUAUUUCCGCUGUGAACCUUUAUAAGUCUGUCUAUUUGGAAAUGAUUCGAUUCGCUAUCCUAUUAGACAUGGUUUCUUUCCUCUGUCUCAUCUUUGAUUAUUUAACUAUAAUUUGAAAAGCAUUGUUUGAAAUAAUCCUUUUCCAAAAGCACGAAUAAGAGUCACAUUUUUUAUUUUAUUUCCAUAAUUAUGCAACAGAUUAUUCAGGAAACAGGAUAUUUUAUGAUUAUGUUACUGAAAGAAGUGAUGCUGAAUUAUGUCUGGAGAAAUAUUGUUAUGUUUUGUCAUGCUUAAAGGUGGACAGAUGUUUUUAUAUUCCUUGCAGUUACUAUAGGAGCCUAAAGACACGGCUCAAAGGAGUUGAUAUUGACUACUAUGACAGAUUGCAGAUAUACAUUUUACCUGUAUUUCUUAUGUGAGAGUCUUUUAAUUAAACAUGGCCUGAUAUUCUCUAAA
Messenger RNA from Eleginops maclovinus (Patagonian blennie), 4620 nucleotides. Its product is annotated as mothers against decapentaplegic homolog 4. Gene Ontology annotation, biological process: SMAD protein signal transduction; BMP signaling pathway; cell differentiation. Lineage: Eukaryota; Metazoa; Chordata; Actinopteri; Perciformes; Eleginopidae. The record is from RefSeq and is a predicted model, not a curated record. The transcript has 10 exons. Bases 428 to 1960 code for a protein of 510 amino acids. Gene Ontology annotation, cellular component: heteromeric SMAD protein complex. Gene Ontology annotation, molecular function: I-SMAD binding; DNA-binding transcription factor activity, RNA polymerase II-specific; RNA polymerase II cis-regulatory region sequence-specific DNA binding.